AUGAGUCUCUCAUAUGCUUGCAUUCUCUGCAGCCUGCAUCUUGUGAGGUGUGAUCACUCGGUGAUACGCAACGUCUCCAUAUACGGGGAUUUCGACACCCCUAACAACGACGGGAUCGACAUAGAGGGCUCAAACAACACGAUCAUCACCGGCUGCAGCAUAGACACCGGAGACGACGCGAUCUGCCCCAAGUCUCUCACGGGCCCUGUUCACAACUUGACUGUGACAAACUGCCGGAUCCGCACCAAAUCUAGUGCUAUCAAAUUUGGAAGUGCGAGCUCCUUCAACUUCGAGAGGCUGCUCUUUGACAACAUAACCAUAGUCGAUUCGCAUCGAGGACUUGGAAUGCAGAUCCGUGAUGGAGGGAACGUCAGUAAUGUGGUGUUUUCAAACAUCAAAAUGCGCACCAGGUACUACCAUCCUUCAUGGUGGGGGAGAGCUGAACCGAUCUACAUCACCACCUGUCCAAGGUACCCUGGUUCCAAAGAAGGCACCAUUUCAGAUGUUUUCUUCAUCAACAUCUCAUCGGUAUCGGAAAAUGGUGUUUUCCUGGCCGGGUCGAGGCACAGCCUGCUUCGCAACUUGAAGUUCAAGAACGUUGAUUUGACCUACAGGAGAUGGACAAACUACACCGGGGGCCUGUAUGACUACAGGCCCGGAUGCCAGGAGCUGGUAAAGCACAAGACUGGUGGUAUGAUGCUGGAGCAAAUCUCCGGCUUGGAGAUCGAUAAUGUCAGGAUGAGAUGGUCGAGAGGAGAGCUCAAAGGGUGGGAUGUUAAUCCACUCCUCUUCCGGCCAUCAACUAUUGACAGGCUGUCAUUCCAUGAUUGGCAGUCGCUGAAUGUUCAAUAG
This is a messenger RNA of Triticum turgidum subsp. durum (durum wheat), 852 nucleotides long. NCBI's taxonomy places the organism in Eukaryota, Viridiplantae, Streptophyta, Magnoliopsida, Poales, Poaceae. The record is from the annotation of a GenBank genome assembly.